UUUGUUAUGAAAAUGUAAAAGGAGGGAAAGCAUUAGCAGCAGUGGAACAGUGUUAGUGUGUGUUAUCAGGAACUCGUGUAUCUGUGGGGAACCAUGUCGCGGAGUGAUGUCGCGGAGUGAUGUCGCGGAGUGAUGUCGCGGAGUGAUCCUUUUUGAUGCCAUGGAGAUGUUCUGAUUCUGAUUCUAUACCAAAACAUGUUUCUCUCUCUCUCUCUCUCUCACACACACACACACACACACACACACACACACACACACACUACUGCGAGUUUAUAAGUUUGCAUAAAUGAAAGAAGAUAAAAGGACGAUCAGUAAUUUAUCAUUUUAAUUGAUCAGAGAUGGAGGCUCUGGAGAAGGAAAGAGAUGAAAUGAGAACAUUUCAGGUUGAUAAAGACAGCUUGGUGCUCCAGCUUGAGGAAGAGAGAAGAAACAUGGAGAAGGAGAAAGAGAGAUUCGAGCUCCAGCUGAGAGACAGUGACGCCAGAGAAGCUCAGAUGAGAGAAGAGAUGGAGGCUCUGGAGAAGGAAAUGGAUGAAAUGAGGAGAACAUUUCAGGCUGAUAAGGACAGUUUGGUGCUCCAGCUUGAGGAAGAGAGAAGAAACAUGGAGAAGGAGAAAGAGCGAUGGGACAAAAUGGAGAGCAGGCAGCAGAUAGUUAAAGGUGGCUGGAAAAAACAUUGUGAUGUAUUGGUGCAAAUGAUUGUUGAAAAGGAAGAAAUGCUGGAGGAGAUAACAGUAGAGGUGGAAGCCCUGAGAGGAACCGUGAGAGAACUUAAGCAAAAAGCAAGGGAUAUGGAUCCUGAGAUGAUGGAGGAGCUCAAGGAAGUCGAUAAAAGGCUGAAGAACUUUGGUCCAAAGUGGUUCCAGAAGCUCAGGAAGAAGAAGAACAUGAAGAAAAGACAGUACCUGGAGAAAGAGAGAGAGAGACUUGAGCUCCAGCUGAGAGACAGCAAAGCCAGAGAAGCUCGGUCCACAGAAGUGAUUAAUAUUAUGAUGAAGGAAAGGCUUAAGAUGAAGAGACAGUUAGCGAUUCAUGGCUUGUUGACAGACAUAUUUCAGAGAAGGUCUAAAAGGGAAAAUGACGAACAGCAAGAGAGAUUGGAUCUCGAGCUGAGAGAAAGCAUGGCCAGAGAAGAUAGCACAACGGACAUGAUUAAUGCUCUGGUGAAGGAAAGGGUUGAAAUGAUGAAAAGGUUUCAGGAAGAAAAGGAGAGCAUGGCACUCAAGCUUAAGACCGAGAGGGAGAACAUGGAGAAGGAGAAAAAUCAAGAGAGAUUCAAGCUCCUGAAGAGAGAGAGAGAGGCCAUGGAAGAGCUCAUGGUGGAAAAAAUGAAUGAACUGAGGACACAGUUUCAGGCUGAAAAGGAAAGGAUGGAGAAGAAGAUUCUGGAGAAGGACAAAAUGCUGGAGAUAACAGAAGAGAUGGAGGACUCUGCAGAAAUGAAGGAGGGACUCAAUAAAGUUGAUAAGAAGCUGAAACACUCUCCCCUACAGUGUUUCCAGAAUCUCUGGAAGAAGAAGAACAUCAAGGGGAGACAGCAGAUGGAGAAAGAGCAAAAGAGACUCGAGCUCCAGUGGAGAGAGAGCGAGACCAGAGAAGUUCAGAUGAGAGAAGAGGCUCUGGUGGAGGAAAGAUUUCAGCCUCAAAAGGAGAAGAUGGUGCUGGAGUUUGAGAAGGAGAGGGAGAACAUGGAGAAGGACCUGCAUCAGGUUCUGGUGACAGUGGUAAUCUGAAAAAACGAGGAAGGUGAGGAGAGAAAAAUCUGUGAAACGCCAAAAGAUUUACAUUUUGGGUCGAGUUCAGAGUCGCUUCAGUUCAGAAGAUACGCGAGUAGAUGCAGUAGAUUUAGACUCGUGCUGUUCAGGUGUUUAACUGGAUUUUCUGAGCAGAACAUUUAUUGAAGCGACCCGUGUAUAGCUCACAGCUCUGUGGUGUUUAAAUGACUCCAUUAACAGAGAGCGUGAGGACGGCUGACCUGAGCACACAGCAGCAUCAGCAAGUUCGGCCAUUAAGAGAGAGAGAGUGGAAUGAUGUGGACUUGCGUACACACACGAAGGUACUCACGGGCUGCGAGUGGUGAUACGCAGGAAUGACCUGCAAAAGCAGGUAAGGCAACUUUAAUGAAAGUCUGUGCAACAAAUCCAAAGACGUGAGGCAGAGGCAAAAAAGAAGAAACAGACGAUCCACAAACAGGAUAUCAGAAAGAGACAAAAUACGUAAUCAGUAAACAAAGUCAAAGUCAGAACCAGUAUAAAUCAGGAGGCAAAAUACAAUGUCUGGGUAAUGUCAGAGACACCAAGGAAUUGAGUGUUUACUUCACAAAGAGCUGGCAGUACAACGCCUCUAUAUGAAGAGGUGUGUGUGUGUAAUUGGGAUCAGGUUUGCCUGAUCAGAAGUCUGAUGAUUGCGAAUGAGGUAGUGUACCUUGGCUUGGGCACAGGCAGUACAGGAAGAUACGCCUCGGUGCAUGUCGGAAAACAUGUCCAGCCACCAUCUGUUUUUUUUGUUGUCAUUUAAAUUGUAUCUACACAUCGCCUGUCAUUUUUUGUUUGUCGUUUAAAACGUAUCUCCAUGUCAUCUGUUGGUCUACACUUCGAUCAUGAGUGAAUUUAAUAUGAUUGCUCACUCUCAACCAAUCCCCUUUCUUCUGGAAACCUCAAUCAUAUUUAAAGUUAUUAUAGAAAUUACUGUAUUUUUCUUUCAUUACUAAAUAAAAAAAACUUUAAAAAAUAAAAUAAAUAAAUAAAAUAAAUAAAUGGUGAGGGUGCACGGUGGCUUAGUGGUUAGCACGUUCGCCUCACACCUCCAGGGUCCGCCGGGGCCAUGUGUCCCUGUGCUGCGGGGGUUUUCUCCGGGUACUCCGGUUUCCUCCCCCAGUCCAAACACAUGCAUGGUAGGCUGAUUGGCGUGUCUAAAGUGUCCAUAGUGUAUGAAUAGGUGUGUGAGUGUGUGUGUGUGUGUGAUUGUGCCCUGUGAUGGAAUGUCACCAUGUCCAGGGUGUACCCCGCCUUGUGCCCCAUGCUCCCUGUGAUUGGCUCCAAGUUCCCCGCAACCCUGAAGAAGGAGUAAGCGGUAGAAGAUGGAUGGAUGGACUGUCUCAUUACACUGUCUCAUUCACGCAUUCACACACACUCACACACACCAAUGGUAGCAGAGCUGCAUACAAGGCGCUAACUUCUGUGGCGACAGGCCGGAAGCCGGCGCACAGGAAACAAAGAAGAGACAGCUCCGCUUCAGCGCCACCAAAUGUUUUGGACGGCCAGAGAGCACGUGGCUUCUGGGCGGGGCCGCCGACACACCCACGGCUCGUGAAUGGUGCUCCGUGCGGAGGAAUUCCACCAUCCAGCAAGCGGGGAGGGUAUAAAAGGGCGAUACUCCACUCGCACAGGAAGAGAAGUAUCUCGAAAAGAGAAGUAUCUCUGGUGUGUUUUGGGUAGUUUCGCUGAUGCACGUCUGCUACCCGCUGCUGUGUGUUUUUUUUCUUCUGAUUUCAGGCGACUCCGACGCGAGUGACGGCUCCGUCCCGCCCCCUCGGCUGUAAUCGCCGACGGCUGAGACUCUCACCGCCUGAUCGCCCUUCAACCCACACACUCACGCGCACACCGAGUGACUUGAAUAAAAUCGCCUAUAACCCGGAAACAGCCUCCUGUGUGUCUGCUCCGCCCACCGCUGGAUAAAAUCACUACACUUGCCAUCGGGAGCAACUUGGGGGUCAGUGUCUCGCCCAAGCACACUUCGGCAUGUGGGUUCACGUGGGCCGGGAAUCGAACCGCCAACCCUACGAUUAGUGGACGACCCACUCUACCACCCGAACCACCCCAUGACCAUAUGAUCUGUUAACAGACAUGAGGACAUAUAACAGUAUACACAGUCAGUGAACAAGUAGCAACAGUUUAAUUAGUGCUUAUUUAACAUUACAGUAGCUUCCCUCCUGAUAAUGUUAUGGAUCAGAAGAUACACGAACAUUAUUUCUGUGUUUAAAUAA
Ictalurus punctatus (channel catfish) is the source of this 3985-nucleotide messenger RNA. Its product is annotated as trichohyalin. Bases 339 to 1733 code for a protein of 464 amino acids. The record is from RefSeq and is a predicted model, not a curated record. Lineage: Eukaryota; Metazoa; Chordata; Actinopteri; Siluriformes; Ictaluridae. The transcript is spliced from 2 exons.